AUGUUGUUCAAGACUCCUUCUAUUGCUUUAGUUGCGACCAUUUUGACGGUCAUCCAGGCCGCACCCUUGACAGCCGAGACUUCGUCCAUUAAUCUAUCUUUAGCCAAUCCUACCUCGAUCACCCUUCCCGUUGUUAAGCCUGCCCAGACCAAUCCUACCAUCGCGGCUCCUACAAAGUCCGAAGCUUCGGUCAACGAGGAUCUCCAGGCCAUCAACACUGCUGAAGGAUCUGUAGAGGAUUUGAAUGCCAACGUGUCCGAGGAAGGUGCAAACUCCAAAUGCGGCUGGAACUGUUGGGGCAAUUGCCGAUGUCCCUGGUGGUGUAAAAACUGGUGCAACAAUUGGUGUCCAUGGUGGUGCUAA
This is a messenger RNA of Lobosporangium transversale, 363 nucleotides long. RefSeq lists its product as hypothetical. Bases 1 to 363 code for a protein of 120 amino acids. The record is from RefSeq and is a predicted model, not a curated record. The transcript has a single exon. NCBI's taxonomy places the organism in Eukaryota, Fungi, Mortierellomycota, Mortierellomycetes, Mortierellales, Mortierellaceae.